Fibroporia radiculosa is the source of this 936-nucleotide messenger RNA. RefSeq lists its product as uncharacterized. Gene Ontology annotation, cellular component: mitochondrion. The transcript has 2 exons. The record is from RefSeq and is a predicted model, not a curated record. Lineage: Eukaryota; Fungi; Basidiomycota; Agaricomycetes; Polyporales; Fibroporiaceae. Bases 1 to 936 code for a protein of 311 amino acids.
AUGAUACCGGCCCCGUCCACUAGGCAACUUGUUGUGGCCCUCAAACGCUCUGUAGGUGCAAGAGCAGCCGAGCUAGAGCUCAAGUGGAUGCGACAAGCCGUGGAACAACCCCCAAUACCCGCCUCGCUCCAUCCCACUCCAACAUUCGAAGAAAUGCUCGCUCGUAGGGUCGCCGGCGAACCUCUGCAAUACAUUCUCGGAUCACAGCCCUUUGGCCCGCUGGAUCUCAUUGUGCGCCCACCCGUUCUCAUUCCUCGUCCAGAGACCGAGGAUUGGACUAUUCGUCUCUCUGAACGGUUGCGUCCCACUAAAAGCAAACCAAUAUCCAUUCUGGACCUCUGCACCGGCUCAGGGUGUAUCGCCCUACUGCUUUGCCACCUCUUACCGCCGGGAUCGGCUCACGCCACCGGCAUCGACGUCGCCGAAUCUGCUGUGCAAUUAGCAAAAGAUAAUGGAGCCUUCUGUGGUAUCACUGUUUUAGACAAUGGACCACCGUUGUGUGCAGACUUUCCAAAGUGGGAUAGUAACACAUUCACGCCGCUUUUGGCAAAUAUUCGCGAUCCUGCGUUCGUGAUAGCUGCUAAUUUGCGGCCACCAUAUGACAUUCUCACUGCAAACCCGCCAUACAUCCCAAAGUCGCAGUACGACACUCUUCCCGGAUCUGUGAAAGAUUAUGAGGACCCGCGCGCUCUGAUCGGAGACCUAGACUCAGGCUCGGCCCAGGGACUCUCAUUUUACCAUAUGAUCGCUGCCCUGGUAGGCGACAAGUCGCGUCCCAUAUUAAAAAGUGACGGCAUUAUCGCGCUGGAAGUGGGCGAUGGUCAAGCCCAAGAGGUCGCACGAAUCUUGCACGAGCAAGCCCAGGUACACCAUAUUGAAAUAUGGAGAGAUCCGUGGGAUAAGGAACGCGUGGUAGUAGGGAGAAGCUCACCAUAA